AUGGAAGCCGUCAGCACGUGGAGUCCCCAACAAGUGCUGGACUGGAUGAAAGGUGUGGACGACAGCCUGCGGCAGUACCUCCCGGCCUUCGGGUGGCGGCGGGUGGACGGCGAGACGCUUCUCAAAUUGACUCACCGAGAACUGUCCGCGAUGGGCGUGGUCAAAAUCGGGCAUCAGGAGCUGCUACUAGAGGCCGUCGACCUGCUGUGCGCGCUGAACCGCGGCGUGGAGUCGGACAACUUGAAGACCUUGGCGGGAAAGAUGAGGCUGGCCCACCGCGACCUGAGCGGCGCCGUAACACGGCGCCGAAAGAACCCGGGCCACGGGUCGCGUCGGCCCGCUAACGACUUCCUGGCCGCCGUGGUGGAGCUGAUCGCCGUUGCCAAGAGUCUGUUGGCCUGGCUGGACAGGACAUUUCCGACGAGCGCCAGCGAUUUCACGUCCACCAAAAGCGACAUCGUCCAACUGUGUCUGGAGCUCACCUCCGCUGUUCAGAAGGAUUUGACUGUUUAUGACAUGGAAGAGAAGAGUCUACAAGUGUCCGAGGCUCUGAACAAUCUGUGCGAGAAGACGAGCCAGGCGACCUCCGAGCCUUCCGGGAGCGAGCGCUCGUGCGUGGAGGAAGUCUGCAUCUCCGACAUCAAGCCCGGCGAAGGCCUGGGGAUCUACAUCAAGUCCACUUAUGACGGACUUCACGUCGUCACAGGAACCAUCGAGAACUCGCCCGCAGAUAAAACCAAGCGGAUCCACGCCGGCGACGAGGUGGUCCGAGUCAACGAGCAGACGGUGGUGGGCUGGCGGCUCGACCACCUGGUGGCCAAGUUGAGGGGGGAGUCGGGAAAUGUGCGUCUGCUGCUGAAAAAGAGGCCGUCGGGAACGGGCGCCGCCUUCGCCCCCGCGCCGUUCAAGAACACGCGAUGGAGAGCCCCGCGUCACCUCGUAACGUCGGACGGACGUUCGCCUCAUCGGGCCUCGUCCGACCUCCCGCGAUGGCGUCCUCCUCGCGCUUCGGACGCCGACCGGCCGGACGUCUCGGACCCGCGCGUCCCCCCUCCGCCCGUCGCCGAGACGAGUCGGCGUCUCGACGCGUGUCCGGAUCCUGACGACGGGACCGUCGGCCCGGAUGACGCCUGGCGAACGCGGCCCCCAGUCCCGGUUCCGGUCCGACUGAGACAGCGCUCCGUUGCCCGAGGUAAACCCCGGCCCGCGUCCAUGCCGGCCGACGUUCUCUCCGCCGUGUCUUGCCAGCGUAGCGCUCCGGGAUGGCAAGGCCCCCGUCCACUCCAGCGCUACCUGAGUAACGACGGCAUCGGCGAGGACCCGCGCUUCCCGCCGGCGUACCGGCGCAGCCCGUCGGUCCGCGGCGUCGACCGCAUCCGAGGCAGCCGCCGCCAGCUUGACGUGCGCCAGCGGGAAGUUUCGCCGGAGAAGACGACAGCCGCCCCUGGCAAACGCUCCGCAUCGCUGCUGGGAGGCUGGCUGGCUCGCCUCCGGCUGCUCAGCCACUGA
This is a messenger RNA of Nerophis lumbriciformis (worm pipefish), 1509 nucleotides long. The record is from RefSeq and is a predicted model, not a curated record. NCBI's taxonomy places the organism in Eukaryota, Metazoa, Chordata, Actinopteri, Syngnathiformes, Syngnathidae.